UUUGUGUUUGUUGGGUUCCAGUAGUGUGGUUGGAUUUGUUUACAAUAUUGAAUUUUAGAAAAAAUAAAUUAUAUUUAAUUAUGUUGACAACUAAAUUGUUACAAAGGCUUUCGAAUAGCAGGAAUGUUUUGAUUCCAAUGAUUUCAACUGCAUCGAACGCACAAAUACAACAAUUAGUCCAGCCAGCAGAUAACACCAACUCUAGCUUUAAACCUUUUUUCUUAAAUACAUGCAAUAUUGUUCUGCUAGCACUACAACUACAACGCCAACAACUGACCAAGGCAAUGGAAUCAUAAAGAGAGUUUUGAAAAAAGUUGGGUUUACUCCAAAUUCAAAAGCUAGGAUACGUGUAGCCAGUCAUAUGCUGUAUGAGAGUGUUGCGGAUAAAAUUAAUUAUUUAGCCUUCUUCAAUGACUUCAAUAUGCCUAAUACAUUUAAUUCAUGGUUUUUGGUAACUGAAUUACAUGUAUGGAUGCUGUUAUUGCGAUCAAUGGCCGAAGGAUCGGAGUCUGGUGAAGAUGGUCGAUUUUUACGAAAUUGCAUUGUUGAAGCUUUAUGGUCAGAUGUUAAUACCAGGGCUAAAAAAUUGGGAGCCAAUAAUCCCUCACGAACUCGCCAACAAAUUGAAGAACUCUCCGAACAAUUUCAGGCAGCUUUGAUAGCCUAUGACGAAGGUAUUAUGUCUGAAGAUCGAGUAUUGGCAGCUGCAUUAUGGAGACGUUUUUUCGCUUUAAAUUGUGAUGAUUAUGAAAAAAUUGAACGACUGGUUAAAUAUGUGAGGCGUCAAGUGGUUAUGCUAGAUAAUCUGUCCCGCCAAGAUUUCCUAAUUAAACCAAAAAUACCCUGGCAGGAUUUAAAUAAAAUUCAUAUUUAAGUUGUUUUCUGAAUUGUACUAUUCGCUAAUUUUAAAAAAUUAAAGUAAAAUACGAGUUAUUAAACAAGUAAAAUUGAAAACUAUAAAACAAACUACAAGCAUGUUUAUAUAUGUGAUUGAAUUAAAUAUUCGAUUUCGAAUGAACGCA
Messenger RNA from Musca domestica (house fly), 1022 nucleotides. Its product is annotated as ubiquinol-cytochrome-c reductase complex assembly factor 1. Gene Ontology annotation, biological process: mitochondrial respiratory chain complex III assembly. The record is from RefSeq and is a predicted model, not a curated record. The transcript is spliced from 4 exons. Bases 230 to 874 code for a protein of 214 amino acids. Gene Ontology annotation, cellular component: mitochondrion. NCBI's taxonomy places the organism in Eukaryota, Metazoa, Arthropoda, Insecta, Diptera, Muscidae.